CGCCUGGAGGGCCUGACGUGCGACUCAAAAACGUUUGAACGCCUGGCAGAUUUUUCAGGUGGUCCUUCGACUUGCUUGCAUCGCGUGGAAUGUUUAGACCAGAAAAGUCAAAGUUCCAAAUCACAAGAUCCCGCUGAACAUUGCAAGCAGUUUUCUAUCUCACACAUUGACCAUGUUGUGUUGACAGUUGAAAGCAUGGAGUCCACUGUCAAAUUCUACACCCAAGUACUUGGCAUGGAAGAAAUAAUAUUUGGGCAGGGCAGGAAAGCCCUCUCCUUUGGAAAUCAGAAAUUUAAUUUGCAUCAGAGAGGGAAAGAAUUUGAACCAAAAGCUGCAAAUCCGACGCCAGGUUCUAUUGACAUCUGUUUUGUUACUGAUACGCCCAUCUUAAGUGUCAUUGCACACUUGAAGAGUCUUGAAGUGGAGGUAGAGGAAGGACCCGUACAAAGGACUGGUGCUCAAGGGCCAAUCAUGUCUGUCUAUUUUAGGGAUCCAGAUAGGAACCUCAUUGAGGUGUCUAAUUAUAACAUUGAUCUUUAGCUGUAAUAGUAGUAACUUUAUCCUAAGUCAUAAUUCAAUUGAAAAUGCUUUUUUAGCAAUCGAUUCCAAUCAAAGAGUAAGAUUUGAGGGAGUUCGUUCAUUCAUUGAAUAGUGGUACCUGUAACUUAUUAUUUAGUCUAUUGUCAAACUUAAUAUCUAGUAUUUGUAAGAGUGGAGAUUGACUGUAACUGUGAAUUUUCCAUGCUAAUAUACUGGGGCAAGUCUGUUCAGGCAUUUAAAGGCCAAUCACUGCAUCUCUGGCCUCAAGUAACUGGGCAACCAGCAAUUAGUCUGAGAGCCAACAACAAUACUAUUAGAGAUGAAAGAGUUACUCAAAUUAGAAACACUAACUACAUCGCGAUGUCAAGCGUGCAGGCUUCAUAUUGAAAUGUUCAAUACAUACAUGUAAGUUCAAUGUGGAAACACAGAAAUGCAGUGUCUAUGCUACAUAGGUUUGACAGGGGGGAGGGGGUUGUUGAACUGUUAUUUUCAAUCUCGUUAUUAAUUCAUCAAGUUUAAAGAAAUGAAAUCAUGACUGUGGUGUUGUUGGAAUAUCUGGUGUUAAUUAGCAUAGAUUUUUACAAUUUUAUUUCUCCAUUUUCCUCUCAGUUUUAGUUUCGAUUGAGAAGAUAUAUCAAACACUCAAGACCGUGUUUGACCACAUUUCCAAACACCGCGACGUUCGUUAAUAAUACAAGUCAUAUUUUCAACUCUCUUCUCAGUGUUGGGAAAUGCAGUCAAACUUGGUCUUAAAUCAAUAAUGUUUGUUAAAAAUGGUUGAAAGGGUAAAAUGUCUUGUGACCAGUCUGGGCAGAAUCACUUGAUUGCCUUUAACCAAGAUAUUUGAUCCAAUAGAAUUCAUUUACAUAUCACUUUCACAAGGAAACUAAAACACUUUUAAUGAAAUAAAAGAUAUGUCUUAAUUAAUUACACUAUGAUAAAACUCAUGAUUAGAUGUAUUGCUUUUAUGAUAUUUGCAGCUCUCUGGUCUUUCUAUCUUGAAAAUGUUCUGUAAAGCGCAAUAAAAUAGUUAUUAGCA
This is a messenger RNA of Orbicella faveolata, 1579 nucleotides long. RefSeq names its product glyoxalase domain-containing protein 5-like. The record is from RefSeq and is a predicted model, not a curated record. Lineage: Eukaryota; Metazoa; Cnidaria; Anthozoa; Scleractinia; Merulinidae.